Messenger RNA from Schistosoma margrebowiei, 1975 nucleotides. NCBI's taxonomy places the organism in Eukaryota, Metazoa, Platyhelminthes, Trematoda, Strigeidida, Schistosomatidae. The record is from the annotation of a GenBank genome assembly.
GUAAAAUUAAAAAACAUGGAAACAUAACACGACAAAUAUCUUAACAUAGUGUUCAUUCAAAAUUCGAGAUAAUCAGCGAGUUCAGUUCGUUCAUAAGCCGCGGUUUUUAAAAGGGUAGCAGACGAUGUCGAAUAAGUUAUUAUUUGGUAAAGCUCUUACCUCAUACGACGAUGAAGAUAUUGAUGAAUUGUUGUCUAAGCUAACACCAGAGGAGCUGGAGCAGCUUAAUGAUGACUUUGAUCCCGACAACUCACUGCUUCCUCCUUCACAGAGGUGUCGUGACCAGACUACCAAAACCCCAACGGGACCUUAUGAUCGUGAAAAAUUACUAAGAUAUCUCAUUGAAAAGGCCAAAGCCGAAAGGGAUUGGGAAGAAGCUGUGCCUUAUGAAAAAAAGAAAAGGGGAAAAGUCUAUACACCAAAACAAACUAUUUCACCGAGCACGCAAAACGAAUUAAUUGAAAUGGGUUUCGAUGUAGAGCUUGAUGAUGAUGUAAAUAAGGCUCUUGAAAAUGCUACUGAAGAUGAACUUGUUGAUUUGGCUGCUGUCCUGGGUUUUACUGGGAUGUUGAAUCAAGUACAGUUCCACGCUAGUUUAGAAGGACGUAAAUUGGAAAUGGGUGGAUUCUCUGGUGUGGCUAAAGCUGAACGUCCUAAAGUCGUGCCGGAUGAGCCACCUAAUAUGACAGAUGUAGAGGAUAGUAUAAAGAAAUUGGAAAAUAACAGUAAAGAACUAACUAAAUUAAAUUUAAACAAUAUCAAAACAAUAAGUGCUGAAGCAGUACAACGCUUAUGUGCCGCUCUUACAAAGAAUAACCAGUUAAUUGAAUUGCAUAUGGCAGCAACACGUUUAACAAACUCAAUGGUUGAACCGUUCUUUGAUAUGUUGCAAAAAAAUACUGUAUUAAAAGUAUUAAAUUUGGAGUCGAACUUUUUGACUGGUUAGUCGAAAACAUUAUAUUUACUGUGAACAAAUAUUAAAAUUACAAGCGGAAUUUGACAUGUCUCAAUUCAUAAGAAUAAAUUCAGUCAUUAGUAGACGUAAACAUAUUGCCAUAACGUAUCAAGAACUAUAGAAGUGUAAUAUGUGCCAAAAUACCACAAUGAAAUAGCAGAUUCGAAGCAUCUUACAUUCGAUUAGGUGUUAUCCUCGUUCGUUUAUUGGAGUCAAUUAGCCAUGAAAAAAGUGGAAUAACCGAUUUGCAUUUAGCUAAUCAACGUCAAUCUGUGCUCGGUGUAAAAAUUGAACAAAAUUUGACCGAAUUAAUUCUAGCCAAUCCCCGUUUAGUUCGUCUGGGCUUAGAUUUAGAGACUAGCGAUGCACGUGUACGUACCAGGGAACAUGUCAAAUUUAAUUUAGAUCGUGUUUCUCGGCAACUACGGCGUAAUAAAAAUUAAAUUUUUAUGUGAAUAUAUAAGUACGUUUGAACAUUUUACUGAUUUUCACUUUAAUUUGCCUUUAAUUUACCUACUUAUUUUUCCCAUGUAUUUUGCUUCUGUAAGCUACAGAAUUAGCCUAGUAUUAUUAAGUUGGUUUACAUGUGCACAUUUAUUUGUGUAUAUCCUGUUAUUCUUUUCAGUUUGGUCUGUUUGUGUUAGUCGAUUUCACUGUUGUAAUGCAUCUGUUAACAUAAUUUCAAAAUGUAUAUCUGGCUUUGUUUAGUCAUCGUUACUAAUAUAUACUCAUGAUGAACACAUCACCAUAUUAUGAGUCCAAAAUAAUAAAAAUCAUCUAAAUUCUUAUAAUUGUUGCUUCCUUCAUGUUCAUAAUCGAAAAAUAGCCACUUCAAGGUAGUCAAGAUUUACACUUCCAUUUGAUUUUGCUUCUAAUGUGUUUCUAUCGUGAGUUGAAAGUUCGAAUGAUACGAUUGUCGUUGCUUAACAUCUUCCUAUAUUUUACUUACUGUCUUCCAUUUGGUUACAUGCAUUCUGUAUUUAAAUACAAAUAAAUUAGUCUUCUUAGUCACAAAUUUAA